Molecule: messenger RNA, 367 nt
Organism: Prunus mume (Japanese apricot)
Lineage: Eukaryota; Viridiplantae; Streptophyta; Magnoliopsida; Rosales; Rosaceae
Source: RefSeq, a predicted model, not a curated record
AUAAAUGAAGACCAACCAAGAAAUUCCAACAUGUGGUGUUUUGACGAGAAUUGCACGCAUUAAAUUCCCACAAAGACACCCAAAAUCAUCAACCUUAGGUUCUACGUGUUCACAAGCACAGCAUGAAACUGAAAGUAUAGAGUCAGAUGUCCCAACACCACCCAGAAACGCUGCAGCGGGAGGGAAAGCUUCUCUUCAGGCAGAACGUACACCUGGGCUUGGCCAAGGAAAUAGAAGCCAUUCUAUUGGGUGGAUGCAUUUGAAUUUGAAUUUGAAUUUGAUGAUGGAGGAGAAAGUGGAGAAACACCGUGUUUCAAAACGACAACUUGGGAGUUGAGUAGGGUUGCAGAGAAAGAUGAUGUCUUCU